This is a messenger RNA of Benincasa hispida (wax gourd), 417 nucleotides long. The record is from RefSeq and is a predicted model, not a curated record. Lineage: Eukaryota; Viridiplantae; Streptophyta; Magnoliopsida; Cucurbitales; Cucurbitaceae.
AUGAUAAUUAAUAUUUGUUUCACCUCUUUUGUUGAGCACAAGAAUGUCAAAGAAGCUCUUGAGGAUGAAAGUUGGGUUAACGUUAUACAAGAAGAUCUUAGACAAUUUGUGAGGAAUAAUGUUUGGACUCUUGUUCCCGAGCCAGACUCGGUUAAUGUGAUCAGCACAAAAUGGAUAAUCGAGAAUAAGUCUGAUGAAAACGGCAAUGCCACCAGAAAUAAAGCUAGAUUAGUGGCUCAGAGGUACACCCAAAUAGAAGGUGUGAGUUUUGAUGAAACCUUCACUCCAAUUGCAACACUAGAAGCUAUUAGACUUAUGAUCGGAAUAUCUUGUCUUCUAAAAUUCAAACUGUAUCAAAUAGAUGUAAAGAAUGCUUUCCUGAAUGGAUAUUUGAAUGAGGAAGUUUACGUCGAAUAG